This is a messenger RNA of Sitodiplosis mosellana (orange wheat blossom midge), 990 nucleotides long. RefSeq names its product trypsin 5G1-like. The transcript has 5 exons. The record is from RefSeq and is a predicted model, not a curated record. Gene Ontology annotation, biological process: proteolysis. Bases 92 to 853 code for a protein of 253 amino acids. NCBI's taxonomy places the organism in Eukaryota, Metazoa, Arthropoda, Insecta, Diptera, Cecidomyiidae. Gene Ontology annotation, molecular function: serine-type endopeptidase activity.
AUAAAUACCGCACUGAAUUCAAUUCAUGCAGUGAGUUCAGUUAAAGAGCUACUGAACUAGUUUGUGAAAAUCAACCAUUGACCAAUUUAAAAUGUUCAAGUUGUUGCUCAUUGGAUUCGUGAUCGGACUGGCAUCAGCAAGUCCUGUCGAUGUUCGACUAAUUGUUGGCGGUUUCGAGACGUCCAUCGAAGAACAACCAUGGCAGGUGUCACUUCAAGUUGGCACAUCGCAUAAUUGUGGUGGGUCAAUCAUUGGAAAGGAGUGGGUAUUGACCGCGGCCCAUUGUACUAACAGCACCGGAUCAUAUUACGUUCGUGUUGGCUCAUCGCGUUACGCAAGCGGUGGUUCAACUAUCAAAGUGAAGAAGGUUUACCGUCAUGAGAAAUACAAUGCCAGCAUCACCGAUUUUGACUUCUCGCUGUUAGAACUGGCCGAACCACUGUCAUUUGGGGAUGCAGUGAAACCAAUCGCCCUACCAAGCGAAGAUAUUAAAAUUGCAGAUGGAGUCGAAGUGCUGGUUUCAGGAUGGGGAGCAACGCAAAACUCAAGUGAUUCGAAUGAAGUACUCCGUGCCGUCUAUAUUCCCAUUGCCAAUCAAGAGUACUGUAGCGAACAAUACAAAGGCUAUGGCCGACCGAUUACCGAUCGAAUGAUCUGUGUUGGUUUUGUCAAAGGCGGAAAAAGCCCAUGCUAUGGCGAUAGCGGCGGCCCAUUAUCUGUUGAAAGUGAUGGAGAUCGUGUUGUGAUUGGAGUUGUGAGUUGGGGGAAAGAUUGUGGUGCGCCAAACUAUCCUGGAGUCUUUGGUCGAAUUACAUCCGUUCGUCCAUGGAUUAAAAGUUUAUCGGGAAUUUAACCGUUUAAAAUCAUAGUUCAUCUAAAGCGAAUCUUCUUCGAACUCGAUUGAUUUGAAUACAAAAUUGUAUUUUUUUUUCUCAAUAAAUACUUCGAAGGGAAUGCAUUUAGUUGUUAUUUAUUGAACUAAGAAGUAUU